Messenger RNA from Miscanthus lutarioriparius, 1530 nucleotides. Lineage: Eukaryota; Viridiplantae; Streptophyta; Magnoliopsida; Poales; Poaceae. The record is from the annotation of a GenBank genome assembly.
AUGGAGGAUGAGCACGACGGUGAAGAUCAGCACACAAGAAGGACGACGACGACGACCAAGCAGACGACGGAAUCAUCAUCAGCCGAGCGGCAGCUGGUGGCGGCGUGGUGGAGACGGAGGGCGCAGAAGCUGGUGCCCACCAGAGGCGUGGGCCUGGUCAUCGCCGGUCUCCUCGUGCUGGCCUUGCUCGUCGGCGGCGGCGGCACCAGCCGCUGGAUCCACCUCGACUACGCAUCGGGAAAGCAACUUAAAAUGCAACUGAUAACUACACCUCUGCCAAUUAAACCGCUGUUUCGACAAGCAUCGAAAUCCGCCCCUCCUCCUCAGUGCCCGGAGUACUUCCGGUACAUCCACUCCGACCUGUCGCCAUGGCGCGAGACGGGGAUCACGCGCGAGGCGGUGGAGCGGGGGCGCGACCGGGCGGCGUUCCGGCUGGUAGUCGUGGAUGGCCGCGCGUACGUGGAGACGUACCACCGCGUGUUCCAGACGCGGGACACCUUCACGCAGUGGGGCAUCGCGCAGCUGCUGGCGCGCUACCCCGGCCGCGUGCCGGACUUGGACCUCAUGUUCAACUGCGAGGACAUGCCGGAGGUGCGCGCCGCCGACUUCGCUGCCGCGCCGUUCCAUGCGCCGCCGCUGUUCCGGUACUGCAAGGACGACUCGACGCUGGACAUCGUGUUCCCGGACUGGUCCUUCUGGGGGUGGCCCGAGGUGAACAUCCGGCCCUGGGCGCCGCUGCUGGAGGAGAUGGCGGCCGAGAUGGCGCGGCUGCCGUGGGCGGAGCGGGAGCCGUACGCGUACUGGAAGGGCAACCCCAGCGUAUCGGGGGAGCGCGGCGACCUCCUCCGGUGCAACGACUCAUCGGGGAAAUGGAGGACGCGCGUGUUCUGGCAGGACUGGGGCGCCGCCAUCCGGGACGGCUUCCGGGACUCCAACCUGGCGAAGCAGUGCCGAUACAGGUACAAGAUCUACGUGCGUGGGCGGUCGUGGUCGGUGAGCCAGAAGUACAUACUCGCCUGCGACUCGCCGCUGCUCCUCGUCGCCACCCCCUUCAAGGACUUCUUCUCCCGGGGCCUCGUCGCCGGCAAGCACUACUGGCCUAUCGAACCCGGCGCCCGCAAGUGCGCCGACAUCAAGUUCGCCGUCGACUGGGGCAACGCGCACCCGGAGCAGGCGCGCCGGAUGGCCGAGGAAGGCAGCGGAUUCGCGCGUCACGACCUCAGCAUGGACUACGUCUACGACUACAUGCUGCACCUGCUGACCCAGUACGCCGGCCUACUCCGCUACAAGCCCACCGUGCCGGAGAACGCCGUCGAGCUGUGCGCCGAGACUGUCGCGUGCCACUCUGCCGCGCACGCUAAUAACAGGGAAUUCGACUUCAUGAUGGAGUCCAGGGAGAGGUACGUCGCCGACUACCAGCCCUGCACGCUGCCGCCGCCCUUCACCGCCGAUGAGGUGAGGGAGAUGACACGAAGAGACCAGGAGGUGCGCGCCAACGUGCACAAGAUGAUGACCACCAUGACUCCAUGA